Messenger RNA from Sebastes umbrosus (honeycomb rockfish), 1850 nucleotides. It is a transcript of the gene serpinb1, whose product is annotated as serpin peptidase inhibitor, clade B (ovalbumin), member 1. The transcript is spliced from 7 exons. Bases 50 to 1387 code for a protein of 445 amino acids. The record is from RefSeq and is a predicted model, not a curated record. Gene Ontology annotation, molecular function: serine-type endopeptidase inhibitor activity. Gene Ontology annotation, biological process: negative regulation of endopeptidase activity. Lineage: Eukaryota; Metazoa; Chordata; Actinopteri; Perciformes; Sebastidae.
CGCGUCCCACCCACAGUGUGCCAGUCCCAACCUGCCUGUGUUCCUAUAAAUGAGCAGCGGUGAACUCCUGCCUUCAACCACCGCCUCUGCACUCUGUGCUUUCUCUAUUGUUUGGAGAUUUUUUGGGACUUUUGCGGGUCUUCACGUUUUGCUUUCACUCCUCCACACGUGUGGUGCGUGCGAGCACAGCGUGCAGCUUCAGUCGUCGCGAGAGGAACAUCAGGAAAACCGCACAUCAUCAGUCAUGGCCACCAUCAGCAUCUCGAACACAGCUUUUGCCUUGGAGCUGCUCCGCACUCUGAGCCAAGCAAAUCCCACCGGGAACAUCUUUGUCUCACCGCUGAGCAUCAGCUCGGCCCUGGCUAUGGUUUACCUGGGGGCUAAAGGAGACACUGCUGCUCAGAUGGCACAGGCCCUUUCAUUCGGCUCUGGUGAAGGCGUCCAUGCAGACUUCCAGACACUGAACGCAGACAUCAACUCACCGUCUGCAUCGUACAUCCUGAAACUAGCCAACCGUCUAUACGGAGAAAAUUCCGCCAACUUCCUCCCGAAAUUCCUCGAAGCCACACAGAAGUACUACCAGGCAGACCUGAAGGCUGUUGAUUUUAAAGGGGCUCCAGAGGCAUGCAGAGCGGAGAUCAACAGCUGGGUAGAGCAGCAGACAGAAAAUAAGAUUAAAGAUCUCCUGAAACCAGGAACAGUCAGCGCUAUGACAAGAUUGGCUCUGGUUAACGCCAUCUACUUCAAGGGAAACUGGUUGCACCGCUUUGAUGUGGCAAACACCAAAGAGAUGACCUUUAAAGUCAACCAGAAUGAGGCCAAGCCGGUCCAGAUGAUGUACCAGAUGAAGAAGCUGCCCUACAACUACGAUCCCGAGCUUGGUCUGCAGAUCCUGGAACUGCCAUACGUGGAUGAGGAGCUCAGCAUGUUCAUCCUGCUUCCUGAGGAGUCCGCAGACGGCUCUGACCCUCUGCUGAAGCUGGAGAAGGAGCUAACACGGGAGAAGCUGGACGAAUGGACCAACAGGGAAAACAUGGACGUCCACUCGGAAGUCCUCGUUCACCUGCCCAAGUUCAAGCUGGAGGAAGACUACGAGCUGAACGAGCCUCUGGCCAAACUGGGCAUGACAGAUGUGUUCUGCGGGGCGAAGGCCGAUUUGUCUGGCAUGAACGGCGAAGGAGGACUGUUCCUGUCCACGGUGGCCCACAAGGCCUUUGUGGAGGUGAACGAGGAGGGGACGGAGGCGGCCGCAGCCACAGCAGGCAUGAUAGCAUUGUGCAUGUUGAGGGAGGAACACUUCAUGGCGGACCACCCCUUCCUCUUCUUCAUCAGGCACAAUAAGACCAAGUCCGUCCUCUUCCUCGGCAGGUUCUCGUCUCCUCAGUAGACAGAACCAGCUGAGGAAGAUGUUGGGCCAAUUGAAAUAAAAAAACAUGCAAAAUCCUUGAAAUUAAGGCUGUAUUUUCUGUGAUGUUUUGCUAAUUGAAGAGCUGUCUGCCUUUGAACUGAAAUUGUAGCUGUAGAUGGAGUUGGAGUGUUUUUGGUUGAAUUAAUGCAUUGUAAUACUGGAGUGAACUUAAGUGAAAUAUAGCAACAGACUUUGGGGUUUUAAAGUGACUACACUGUUAAGAUUUUUCAUAAGGACUGUUACUUCAGUUGACAGUACUUCUAAUGAAGUGGGUUCACCCUGAGGUCUGUGGGUUUUCCAGAGGAACUGAACUCAUAUUUUAGGAUUUUUAAAUAUAGAUAAAGCAUAAGAAAAAUGAAUGGUGAUGAAUGUAGUAAGUGGUUUAUUAUGUGUUACUGCUUUGAUGAUAAAUUUGCAAGAUGUGUUUUUGCAAAUCCUUACA